AUGUCAUCAGUCAUCUACGAUAGCGCCUCUCCAGUGGAAGCCAGAGCCGUCAACGUCAUGUCAGUACCCUGGGUCCUCGUCAAAAGAGCAUUGCCAGGCAUCGUCGGACGUCAAACCAGCCAGCCACAGUUCUUGACAGCAAGAGACAGCAUGGUUGCCAUUCCGACAGUCUAUUACGGCCUCGACAGCGGCCCUGAUGCUGGCACCGUUGUCGGCGCAACACUCGGAUCAGUCGCCGGUUUCAUCCUCCUCGUCUGGCUCAUCCAAACCCUCGCAAGCGGUCGCAACAAACAACCGGACGAAGAAGUCAUCAUCCGCCACGAACGCUCGCCCAGAAGACGCCGCAGGUCCGAGAUGCGUUCUGUCAGCAGAGGACCCGAACGCAUCAUCCGCCAAGAAAGAAUUGUCAGAGACUCGAGUCGCGCACCGCCACCCAUGAGAAGCAGCUUUGUCGUUGAGCCUGAGAGAAGAGUCGAUGGAGAUGACAUUGUCGAAGUCAUCGAGGAGCAGUCGAGCGUCGCACCUAGAAGAAAGCCCAGCCGUAGAGGCAGUGGUACAUACCGGUCAGUAGACCCCUUGAUGUAUGACGAUCGAGACUAUGUACGCAGAGAUGUGUAUUAG
Aureobasidium uvarum is the source of this 621-nucleotide messenger RNA. NCBI's taxonomy places the organism in Eukaryota, Fungi, Ascomycota, Dothideomycetes, Dothideales, Saccotheciaceae. The record is from the annotation of a GenBank genome assembly.